Molecule: messenger RNA, 2303 nt
Organism: Telopea speciosissima
Lineage: Eukaryota; Viridiplantae; Streptophyta; Magnoliopsida; Proteales; Proteaceae
Product: receptor-like protein 2
Exons: 1
Coding region: 63-2303 (746 amino acids)
Molecular function (GO): protein binding
Source: RefSeq, a predicted model, not a curated record
AACAGAAAACCUGCUGUUGCUGCUUCGGCUGGCCGUGUGCAACACAAGACAGAGACAGAGUCAUGCUUCUACGGCUGUAUACUUCGAGACACGACAAGUUUGCACUCAAUCCAGCGACGACCCUUUUCGUUUUGCUCUGUUUUCUGUUCUUCUUUUGCUUACCCACACCCCACCAUGCCUGCCAGGAGCUCGAUAGAGUGUCUCUGUUGUCUUUCUCCCACAACCUCUCAACUCCUCUGAAUUGGUCUUCUUCUUCUUCCUCGGAUUGUUGUCUUUGGGAAGGCGUUAAUUGCGAUGUCGGUUGGGUCACCACUCUAUCACUUCCCUCCAAAGGCCUCAGAGGACCAAUCUCUCCAUCUCUUGCUAACCUCACCCACCUCUCUUACCUCAAUCUCUCUCAUAAUUCCCUAUCUGGGCCCCUUCCAUCUUCCUUCUUUUCGUCUUUUGAUCUCCUGCAGACUCUCGAUUUGAGCUUCAACAGACUCUCCGGUGAAUUACCUGCUUCUGCAUUACCCAACCGCUCCCUGUCUCUGCAAUUUCUUGAUUUAUCAUCAAAUCUCUUCACCGGAGACUUUCAGUCAUCAUUCCUCGGACAAGCUUCACAUCUUUCGACAUUGGACAUCAGCAACAAUAGCUUCACCGGCCUCAUUCCUUCUUUAAUAUGCCAGAAUUACACUAUGCUUAAGUACUUGGAUUUCUCCCUCAAUGAAUUCAGCCACGAAAUUCCUUCGGGACUUGGUAAGUGUUCGAAGCUGGAGGUGUUCAAAGCAGGUUGGAACCAACUUAUAGGACCCUUACCCAAUGACAUCUAUGAUGUAGUUUCGCUGCAACAGCUUUCCAUUCCCUUCAACAACUUAUCAGGAAACAUAGAUGGAGCUGCUCAGAUCAUUCGCCUCGUUAAUCUCGCCAUUGUUAACCUUUCCUUCAAUGAAUUAACAGGACAACUCCCUCGGGACAUUGGGAAGCUGACUAAUUUGGAAGAGCUGGCCCUCUGCAACAACUUCCUCAGUGGUCCUCUGCCUCCAUCCUUGACGAAUUGUACCAAUCUCCGGAUCCUGAGUCUAAGGCUAAACGAAUUUGAAGGGAAAUUAUCCGCCAUUGAUUUCUCCAAACUCGUGCAAUUGAACAUUCUGGACUUGGGUGCAAACAACUUUUCUGGUAAUCUGCCAAUGAGCCUAUACUCCUGUCUGUCCUUAACUGCAAUCCGACUCACAAAGAACAAUCUUGAGGGACAAAUCCAGCCCGGAAUACUUGCAUUAAGGAACCUAUCUUACCUUGCAAUUUCUGUCAAUCGGCUGAUCAACAUCACUGGAGCGUUUCAGAUUCUGAUGCAUAGCAAGAACCUCACCAAGCUUCUCCUCUCCGUGAACUUCAAUGGAGAACCGAUUCCCGUCGAUGUCGACAUAAACGGAUUCCAAAAUAUCCGGCUUCUGGCUAUUGGUGGUUGUCAGCUCACUGGCCAAGUGCCCACCUGGUUACUUAAUCUAAAGAACCUGGAGGUCUUGGAUUUGUCUGGAAAUCAGUUCACAGGUUCAAUCCCUGGGUGGUUGGGAACACUACCCAAACUCUUCUAUAUGGACUUGUCUAAUAACAAUCUUACAGGAGAAUUGCCUCUGCAGCUCACAGGGCUGCCUAAGCUGGACUCAUCAGCUCCAUUGGAUCAGGUUAAUCUUGAGAUACCCAUCUCUGUCAUUGUCCAAAGUAUUGGUGGGCAAAUGUACAAUCAGCUCUCCAGCUUACCCCCUGCAUUAUACCUGAGAAACAACAGCAUUAAUGGCAGCAUUCCUCCAGAGAUCGGCCAGUUGCAGCACCUUCAUGUGCUAGACCUCAGCCUCAACAAGUUCUCUGGCGUGAUUCCUGACCAGCUAUCCAAUCUCACCAACUUGGAAAUACUUGAUCUUUCACAGAACAACCUUACCGGUGAGAUCCCUUCGUCGCUGGUUCAGCUCAGUUUCUUGUCUCGGUUCAGUGUUGCAUAUAACAAUCUUGAAGGGCCUAUACCAGUGGGAGGUCAGUUUGAUACUUUCCCCAUGUCCAGUUUUGUUGGGAAUCCAGGGUUGUGUGGUCAAGCCGUGAACUGGCUUUGCCACAAUCAAACUGGGGGAACCACCAUUAGUCCUGCAUCCAGCAAGAGCACCAUUAAUGUGAAACGCCUUUUGGUAAUUCUGGGAACAUGCUUGGGGUGUUUUUCUUUGUUAACUGUGCUAGUUCUUUGGAUUAUAUCCAGAAGGAUCACAGUCAGAAGAGAGAACAGUAACAAGAUUAAUCAGGAACCCAGUUCAUUUGGCUCCAACAGCAAAUGA